AUGGCGCCGGGGCCGGAGCUGCUGCCGCCGGCGGAGACGCCAGGCAAGCUGAUGACCUUCUAUCUCUACCGCGUGGACAACGACCAGAGGUACAAGCUGAACGGCGUGAACAUGGCAAACUUGCUGGGCGAUAUCUGGUAUCUUCACAACGAAGUUGUUUUCAACUGCCCCAGGAAGUUCAACAUGACGCGGCUGACACGCUUCAAGGUCACCUACCGUGCCACCAAGGAGUUGUGGGGCCAGAACAAGAACUUCGACGCCUUCGUUGCCUUCGACAAGGCCAAGUGCACUGUGCCCGGCUGCCCCAUGCUCCACUGGCUUCCCCUCGGCUACGUGAUCGGCUGCACGAAGAACGAUGUCGGCCGAGUGGCGCUGCCGGGUGAAGCUGCGUGGUUCUCACUUCCAGGGACGUGCCCUAGCAAGUUCUACUUCCAGAAGACAGCGGAGUGUGAGAAGAGGGAGCCGGGCGGCCAGUGCAAGGGAAGCGAGGUCACCGGCGAAAGCGAUUGCACUUACAAAGUUGAGGAGGCCGGCGAGAUUAGGCUGGAUGAGCUCUCAGGCAUCAAGAACUACAACGAGGUCUGCGAGAGCACUGGUGUUCGCGAGUAUGAUGAACUUACCGACAAGGGCACGGGCACCAGCUUUUGGAACGGUAAGGCCGACGCAAAGAAGGGCGAGGAGCGUGUGAAGUUCAUCUCGGACCUUUUCGCCAAGCGCUUCCCGAAGUUUCCAGCGCACUUGGAUGACCCACCAUGCGAUCUCGGUAGCUUAGUAACUGGAUAUGGGGGCUUCCAGCAGCGCAAGCUCCAGCAGCAAAGUCUUGGCGACCCUGAUACAGCGCACACGUCUGAGACCUGGGUGAAUCCGUGGCCUCUCGCCCUGGACAUGCCAGGGAGUGCGCGAUGCGUUCGCCUCGCCUGCGGCGCCAAGCACACGCUCUUCCUCACAGCGUCCGGGGAGCUGUACGGCUGUGGGCAAAACGCGCAGCGACAGCUGAGCAGUGCUGUGUCUGGCUGUGUGACCACCACAGAGCUUCCCUUCAGCCAUGAGAACGGCCUACCGGUCGACAUCUUCUGCCACCCCAGCCUCAACGUUUCCGUGGUGCUCACCAGAGAGAACAGGUUCUUCAUCUGCGGUGAAGCUGGCAGCCUGUUCCACACUGCCGGAUUGAUUGAGCAGUUCCUGCCAUACGACAGGGAUGCGAUCAUCAUCGAGAACCGGGUUGUGUGCAUGAAGUCCAGUGCUGGACAGGUGUACAUACCCGGCUUCAACGAUCCCAAGGUGAGCGCAGUUGAACUCGUCGCAGCACAGGAGGCUCAGGAGCCCGAGUCCGACUCAGCCUAUGCCACCCGACUGUUAGAGCGACACCUGGGCAUGGACAGCCUUCGCCGCUUGACGCAGCAAGCGCUGCAGGGGGGCACUUUGAGCUCGCAAGACGUGAUCGGCGAGUAUGCCGGUACAGCACCGGCUGGUCUCAGCACUGGGGUGAGUUCGGCCAAGGAGGUCGAGAUCCAGGGCACGCCGACAAGCUUUGUCAUCACCGAUUAUGGCUCAGAGCUGUUCUUCUUGAUCACGCAGAAUGCCAAGAUUGGCUCCCUCAUCCAGGCCACAGCCUCGGCGCCCAAUUCCGGGGACAUGGCGGACAUGGGAGGCCUUGCCCGUGGCGAGCGCACCUACGACGUCCAGGUGCUCUUCGGAGAUCGCCGAGCAGAGCACUACAGAGCGAUCGCGCGGUCGCUCAUCGAAGUGGUAGCGCAGAAGUCCUCGAAGCCGAUUCUCCUAGGCAUCCAUCUUAAGGAGCACAACGUGGAGAUCUUCAGGGCCAUUCUGCAGCAGCUCCGCGAGAAGAUUGCACCCGUCGUGGCCGCAGAGGAGGUGGACGAGUUUGCAGAUUAUGAGGGGCAGGGAUCUUGA
Symbiodinium natans is the source of this 1914-nucleotide messenger RNA. NCBI's taxonomy places the organism in Eukaryota, Dinophyceae, Suessiales, Symbiodiniaceae. The record is from the annotation of a GenBank genome assembly.